Messenger RNA from Populus trichocarpa (black cottonwood), 402 nucleotides. RefSeq names its product glycine-rich protein 23. The record is from RefSeq and is a predicted model, not a curated record. NCBI's taxonomy places the organism in Eukaryota, Viridiplantae, Streptophyta, Magnoliopsida, Malpighiales, Salicaceae. Bases 1 to 402 code for a protein of 133 amino acids. The transcript has a single exon.
AUGGCUAGCUGGGUUGUGAUUUUUGUGAUUGUUUUAGCAUUUGUGCAUGCAUCUGCACGUAAUGUUCCUAGUGAUGCUGAUCUUGAUAGCAAAAAUGUUGUGCCUAAUGAAGAGCAAGUGUUGCAUGCUAGUGCACCAAUGGCCGAGUCACCUAGCAGCACUGGCCUUAAGGACAAAAAGAAUUUCAUAUAUGGUGGUGUUGGUGGCUUUGCUGGGAUGGGAGGCUACGCUGGUAUCAUUGGUGGACUGCCAAUUAUUGGUGGCCUUGGUGGACUUGGGAAAAAUGGAGGGAUUGGAGGGGUUGGUGGAAUAGGAGGUGUUACUGGCCCUGGCACUGGUGGUCUUGGUGGUUUAGGAGGUGCAGGUGGCGGUGCAGGUGGUUCGACUCCACCAUUGCCUUAA